This is a messenger RNA of Cadophora gregata, 912 nucleotides long. RefSeq lists its product as uncharacterized. Gene Ontology annotation, molecular function: NADP binding; flavin adenine dinucleotide binding; N,N-dimethylaniline monooxygenase activity. The record is from RefSeq and is a predicted model, not a curated record. The coding region runs from base 1 to 912 and encodes 303 amino acids. The transcript is spliced from 6 exons. NCBI's taxonomy places the organism in Eukaryota, Fungi, Ascomycota, Leotiomycetes, Helotiales, Ploettnerulaceae.
AUGGGAAAAGAAGAGAAAUAUAUUCCGAGUGGGGAAAGUUGUCCCAGUUGGCUCUUGGAGCAGCCAAUAUUGACACGCCGGAAGCUGAGAAUCGUAUGUAUUGGGGCAGGGUACUCGGGAUUGACUCUUGCGCAUAAGAUACAACACGAGCAAAAAUUGGAAGAUGUGAUCGACUUCACGAUCUAUGAGAAGAAUCCCGAUAUCGGUGGUACAUGGUACGAAAACAAGUAUCCCGGAGCAGCUUGUGACAUUCCAUCCCAUGCGUACACGUUCUUGUUUGAGCCAAAUCCAGAUUGGUCGAUGUUCUAUUCUCCAGCACCUGAGAUUCAUGCGUACAUCAAACGCACUGCAGAUAAAUACAACUUGACUAAGAAUGUCAACUUCAACUCAAAAGUUCUCGAGACAAUCUGGGAUCAAGAAUCUGGAAAGUGGCGAAUCAAGGUUGAAAGGGAGGGUGAAGUCGUAGAAGAUGAGGCGGAUAUACUUGUUAACGGAACUGGAUUUUUGAAUAAGUGGAAAUGGCCCCGAAUCACAGGUCUUAAGAAUUUCAAGGGUAAAAUAGUACACAGUGCCAGCUGGGACGACACAUAUGAGUGGGAAGGCAAAAGAGUGGCAGUAAUUGGCAACGGCUCAUCUGGUCUUCAAAUUGUUCCAGCAAUGCAACCUAAAGUUUCGAAGAUGGUCAAUUACUGUCGUGGUCCUACGUGGAUCUCUGUUAACUUCUGUGCGGACAAGGCCAGGGACGGGAAGAACUUCAAGUAUUCCGAGGAAGAGAAGAGGGAAUUCAGAGAGAAUCCUAAAACGCUGUACAAGCUUCGCAAAGAGCUUGAAGUAUCCGUCAAUGGGUUUUUCUUCGGGAUGUACGUUGGUCACCCAUUUCAACAGGGAUUGGAGGCUGCUUGCAAAGAGUAA